CCACCCGGACGGCCGAAACGUCAACGUCGAGAAAAGAAACUCCUUUUUGUCCAAGAUCGGAAGGGUUCAGAAGGUGCCAGCGUUGCUAUCAGAAACCUAUAUAAACAGUUUGUUGAUCUCAAUGGAAGCCGCAGGGCAACGAACAUCCUCCAAUCCCUCGGCAGUCCUCGCUGGUCUCUUGUCCAAAAGAGCCAAACUUCAUGAAGAUCUCCGAAACCUCGAAAAGCAGGUUUACGACAUGGAGACUAUUUACCUACAGGAUCCUAGCCAAUGUGGAAAUGUACUUAAAGGGUUUGAAGGAUUUCUAUCUUCAUCCAAGAGUACCAGCUUCUUGAAACGGUCCAGGAAGUUUCAACCUGAAGAUAGGCUCUUUUCUUUGUCGUCUGUCACCUCACCGGCAGCUGAGGAACAAGCUCUUGGUCGGGAUGGUGGAGGGAUAUCUGCCAAUGUUCAAGGUAGACAAAGGAAGGGAAGGGGAGGUCCAAGAGAUGCAAAGAGAACGAGGCAUUCAAGUGAACCAGACUAUGAUUAUGAAGAUGAUCCAGAUCUAAUGUAAUUUGAACUCUGAUGAAAACAGUAGGUUGGUCGAUUUGGAGUGAUGACAUUGGUCGUUUUUGACGUGUACAAAUAUAUUUGGCGGCCUAGAAUUGUAUUUCUUUAGUAUUGGAUGGUCAUUUUGUCCUAGUGAGCCCCCGAGGACAUCAGAUUAAAUAGAAAUUGUAUCCCGGUGAAUAUAUUUCUCUGCUAUUAUAUAUAGUAGUAUAUGUUUUUGACCGCA
Messenger RNA from Solanum dulcamara, 778 nucleotides. RefSeq lists its product as uncharacterized. The coding region runs from base 122 to 556 and encodes 144 amino acids. The record is from RefSeq and is a predicted model, not a curated record. NCBI's taxonomy places the organism in Eukaryota, Viridiplantae, Streptophyta, Magnoliopsida, Solanales, Solanaceae. Gene Ontology annotation, cellular component: histone acetyltransferase complex. The transcript has 6 exons.